UGGGGCCAAAGGGGUCUGACUUGGGGCUGCCGCCUGGUUCGUAGGUGGGACAGAUGCCGGGAAGCAACCUUCGACAGUCGUGUGGCCUGGUGUCCUCCACCCUCUUGGUGCUUUCCCUUUCUGCCACCCCUCGCACUAGCAGGCUGUGGGCCAGACGGGGCCCACAGGCGGGGACAGAAGACUAAGCACAUGGACUGGAAAUUGGAAGGGAGUGCUCGGAAAACAGAGUCACGCGUGCUGCAGGAGCAAGAAGUCAUCCUAGAGGACACAGGUGAAGACAGCAUCUCUGAAAGCUUCCAGCUUCUACAGAUUGAUGUGGAAUGUGAGCAUCUGGAGGGAGAGACACUGCCCACAGGCAGUGCAAUGUGGUGCUCAAAAAAUGUCCAAAGAAAACAGAGACACUGGGAAAAGAUAGUUGCAGCAAAGAAGAGCAAAAGAAAGCAAGAAAAAGAAAGAAGAAAGGCCAAUCGUGUAGAAAAUUCAGGCAUCUGCCCCCAGCACAGCAAACGUUUUCUGAGAUCCUUAACCAAGGAGAGACUUUUGGAAGCCAAACACUCAGGACCAAGACUCUGUAUUGAUUUGAGUAUGACCCACCACAUGUCUAAGAAGGAGUUAAGUAGACUGGCUGGACAGAUCCGAAGGUUGUAUGGUUCAAAUAAAAAAGCUGACAGGCCAUUUUGGAUCUACCUCACUGGAUUCACAACAGACAGUCACCUGUAUGAAGAGUGUUUGAGGAUGAAUGAUGGAUUUUCUAGUUACCUGCUAGACAUAACAGAGGAAGACUGCUUUAGUUUAUUUCCUCUGGAAACCCUUGUGUACCUGACUCCUGAUUCAGAACAUGCUCUUGAAGAUGUUGAUCUAAACAAAGUUUACAUCCUUGGUGGACUUGUGGACGAAAGCAUCCAGAAGAAGGUGACAUUUCAAAAAGCCCAAGAGCACUCUGUCAAGACAGCCCGCUUGCCAAUCCAGGAGUACAUGGUCAGAUGCCAGAAUCGGAAAAACUAUCAUUCAGAGAUCUUGGCCAUCAAUCAAGUCUUUGAUAUCCUAUCUGCAUACUUUGAGACUCAAAACUGGCCUGAAGCAUUGAAGAAAGGAGUUUCUUCCAGAAAAGGCUACGUUCUUCAGAACUCAGUGGAGUGAUGGACAGACAGCCUAAGAAGUUGCAGGGGUGGGGAAGUUGCUGAAGGUGCCUUGACCGAAAAGCAGAGCAGAGGGUGGCGAUGGCACACACUUGCCUUUACUUCACAUCUUGGAUCUUCACUAGAAUAUAAGUUACUAAUAACAGGGACCACAUUUUACACUCUUUUCUAUCUCUGAGUGCCUGGCUCACAGGAAGAGCCCAGAUAUAUCACUAAGUAAAAAGUUUACAUAACCAGGAAUUAGCCCAAAACUACAUGGCUUUGGAUGUAUUAAUUCAUCUUUUAUGUACCUAUUUGUGAAAUACCUAUUCUUUAGAGAUAGCUUAAAUAAUUAAAUAAUUAUUAUUAUAUCGAG
This is a messenger RNA of Herpailurus yagouaroundi (jaguarundi), 1494 nucleotides long. It is a transcript of the gene TRMT10B, whose product is annotated as tRNA methyltransferase 10B. Gene Ontology annotation, molecular function: tRNA binding. The coding region runs from base 190 to 1140 and encodes 316 amino acids. Gene Ontology annotation, biological process: tRNA N1-guanine methylation. Gene Ontology annotation, cellular component: nucleus; nucleoplasm. The record is from RefSeq and is a predicted model, not a curated record. Lineage: Eukaryota; Metazoa; Chordata; Mammalia; Carnivora; Felidae. The transcript has 9 exons.